This is a messenger RNA of Alosa alosa (allis shad), 1899 nucleotides long. It is a transcript of the gene pus3, whose product is annotated as pseudouridylate synthase 3. The record is from RefSeq and is a predicted model, not a curated record. Gene Ontology annotation, molecular function: pseudouridine synthase activity; RNA binding. NCBI's taxonomy places the organism in Eukaryota, Metazoa, Chordata, Actinopteri, Clupeiformes, Clupeidae. Gene Ontology annotation, cellular component: cytoplasm; nucleus. The transcript is spliced from 6 exons. The coding region runs from base 176 to 1717 and encodes 513 amino acids. Gene Ontology annotation, biological process: tRNA pseudouridine synthesis; mRNA pseudouridine synthesis.
CUUGCGUGCGGCAGUGAGUUACCGUCGUGUGUAGUCGACGAUUUGGUGUCUUCUGUCGCGCAUAACAUGUUUAAAAUGAAUGUGGUUUAAUAGUGACUUGUGUUUGUCCUACAUUUUUUUAUUCUAGUGACAGCAACAAUGCCGUUAGCAGGUAGCCAGGAAAGCUAGCUGGCUAAUGUUGUCGAAGUUACAGUGGGCAGCCCGCAGAGUCAUCACUAACAGUACUUUUAAAACGUUACAAACUAAUCAGAUACUUAAUACAGUUGUCGCUCGAGUCAGCACCAUGUCAGCGGACUUGAUGGCAAGAAUUAAUGAGUUGGAAAGCGAGGUGGAGCGAUUAAAAACUGAGUUGAGAAUAUCAGACCCAGGUAUUCAAGCCAGCAUGAAGAUGAAUGGAGGCAGUAAACCUAACGUGACAGCCGACACAGAGGGUCAGGAAGAUGGAAGGAGUGCGAAAAAAGGCAAGAAAGAGAGGCCGUUUGACUUCUCUGCCCAUCCAAGGCGCCACGUCGCCUUGCGGCUUGCUUAUUUAGGUUGGGAGUAUCAGGGCUUUGCCGUGCAGGAAAACACGGAUAACACUGUCGAAGCUAGACUGUUCGAGGCCUUACUGAAGACUAAACUCAUCCAGGACAGACAGAGCUCCAACUACCACCGCUGUGGCCGGACCGAUAAAGGAGUCAGUGCUUUCUCACAGGUCAUAUCCAUUGACCUGCGCUCAAACCAGUUCUGUGGAGGUCUUGGAGUAGUUGUUUCUACUAGUGAUGGAGCCAGUGCAAAGAAUAAGCCAAAUGCUGAUGAAGUGCCAUAUGUUAAGAUGCUUAAUCGUGUCCUACCCCAGGACAUCCGAAUACUGGAUUGGGCACCAGCUGAAACUGGGUUCAGUGCCCGCUUUGACUGCAAGUCCAGAACCUACCGGUACUACUUCCCUCGCGGUUCCCUGGAUGUGAGUCUCAUGGCUGCAGCUGUGAAGCGAUAUGAGGGCACUCACGACUUCAGAAACCUUUGUAAAAUGGAUGUAGGUAAUGGAGUGCUGCAGUUCCAGAGGACCAUUCUGUCUGCGUCUGUGCAGCCGACCCAGCCUGGCCAAGCAGUAUUAACUGACCCCUACGACCUCUACGUGUUUGAGGUCAAAGGGCUGGCCUUCCUGUACCAUCAGGUACGGUGCAUGAUGGCCGUGCUGUUGCUGAUUGGGCAGAAGCUGGAAGCUCCCGACAUCAUCGAUCAACUGUUGGACGUGGAGAAGAAUCCGAGAAAGCCCCAGUACAGCAUGGCCGUGGAUUACCCUCUGGUUCUCUAUGACUGCCACUUUGAGGGCCUGAGCUGGAAGAGGGAGGCUGAGGAGGUGGGCUUUGCCCUGAACACGCUGCACCAGCACUGGACACAGGCUGUAAUCAAGACCCAGGUCCUGCGAGGGAUGAUUCAGGGCCUGGAGAGCUUAGGCAAGGCACCUACUCCUCUGCAGUGCUGGCUGAUGGAGGGUACCAGACAGCGCAACUACCGCCCCCUGCUGGAGAGGCCGCGGUGUGAGAGUCUGGAGUCCCGGAUCGAGCACUUUGUGAAGAGAGGCAGGCUGGAGCGAGAAGAGGGGGAGAAUGGAGAGGAGGCUCUGCACAGGGGGAAGAGGUCAAAACAUUCCCACAGUCCCUCUUCCCAGGCUGUUGCACCAGGAGCGGCACAAUCUGCCCAGCUCACAGAAGAAAAGGCAGACUGUUUGUGAACAUACAGUUUCUCUAGUCAUAAAGAGGACUACAGUUUUUUAAUUACUCCGUUAUUAUUACUGUACAUUGUACUGUGCAUUACUUUACAUAGAACAAUGCAUCAUAGUGAAUAUAAAGUGUCAAAUAGACACAUUGCGAAUAGUAAAGGUGUUUGAGUAAAUGGUUGAUUCUCUGGUCUUGA